UCAAAUUAUUACUCAUAUGUAUACUGAGUGGCAACAGAUUAAAGCCACAUGACUAAUCAGCUGACGCUUUGAUUAUUUUUAUUUCAGCGGUUGUUGUUGAAAAAUAAAAUAUUUUUCAGACUCAGUUCCAGCAACUCUUCUUUAUCGUUUGCAUUAUCUGUUCUAUUUAUACGAUUUUUUUUAACAAAGCAACUAGUCUAAAAGUUCAAAACGUAGCGAGCAACAAUAUAUUUAACAUAGCUUUGUUGUACGAUUCUUAUUGAUUUGGUUUUAUCUUCAAAUAAGUGAAAAGACAAAUGAAUGAAAUGAAUUUUUCAAUUCUUGUUCUUUUUGCUACGUUGUGUGCUGCCACAGCUUAUGUUACAGAGUUUGAUGUCAUUAAAGAAGAAUGGAAAGCAUUUAAGCUAAUGUUUGAAAAAACAUAUGAAGAAGCAGAAGAUCUAUUUAGGAUGAAAGUAUUUGUGGAAAACAAGCACAAGAUUGCUAAACACAACCAGCUAUUUUUAUCUGGAAAGAAAUCCUACCGGCUGCGAAUGAAUGGUUUUGGAGAUUUGCUUCACCAUGAAUUUGUGAGAAAAGUCAAUGGUUUUCAACGAAACUACAAUGAAAGUUUAGCAUCUGGCUCUACUUAUCUUUCUCCUGCUAAUGUUGUAGCACCAAAGCAAGUAAAUUGGACUGCUGAAGGAUAUGUCACUCCUGUUAAGAAUCAGGGUCAAUGUGGUUCAUGCUGGUCCUUCAGUGCUACUGGUGCCCUUGAAGGUCAACAUUUUCGUAAAACAGGAAAACUUGUUUCAUUAAGUGAGCAAAAUCUGAUUGAUUGCUCUGGCAAGUUUGGCAAUGAGGGAUGCAACGGUGGUCUCAUGGAUCAAGCGUUUGAUUACAUUAAAGAGAAUAAAGGGAUAGAUACUGAAGAAGCUUACCCAUACAAACACAAACAAGGUAGAUGCCACUACAAGAAGCAAAACAAGGGAGCUACAGACACAGGAUUUGUGGAUCUUCCCUCUGGAGAUGAGACUAAACUGAUGGAAGCUGUAGCAACAAUUGGUCCUAUUUCUGUGGCAAUUGAUGCCAGUCAGGAAUCAUUCCAGUUUUACUCUGAAGGUGUCUACAAUGAGCCACAGUGUAGUAGUGAACAAUUGGAUCAUGGUGUUUUGUGUACUGGAUAUAGUGUGUCUGAAUCUGGUGAAGAUUACUGGAUUGUAAAGAAUAGUUGGGGUGAAAAAUGGGGAGAGAGCGGAUAUAUCAAAAUGGCCAGGAACAAAAACAAUCAAUGUGGAAUAGCAACUCAAGCUAGCUAUCCAUUAGUAUAAGACGUUACGUCUGAGAUUAUUUUAACAUGAGCUGUUUUGUACUUUUUAUUUUUUAAUUUACUAAGAAAAAUACUUAGUUUAUUCUUAAGGUUGUUUUUAAUUUUUGCAUUUAAUGUAUGCUCAUUUUUACUUUUUAUUUUUUUUAAAGAAACAUUUUUGUACCUGUGUUCUUUCAUUUGUCGAUGUGAAUCUCAUCUUACAAUUUAAGCUGUUUGAUUUAAUAAAAAAUCAUUUUCUUA
This is a messenger RNA of Parasteatoda tepidariorum (common house spider), 1549 nucleotides long. RefSeq names its product cathepsin L (gene CtsL1). Gene Ontology annotation, biological process: proteolysis. Lineage: Eukaryota; Metazoa; Arthropoda; Arachnida; Araneae; Theridiidae. The record is from RefSeq and is a predicted model, not a curated record. Gene Ontology annotation, molecular function: cysteine-type peptidase activity.